Messenger RNA from Exaiptasia diaphana, 820 nucleotides. Its product is annotated as ribosomal RNA-processing protein 7 homolog A. Gene Ontology annotation, biological process: rRNA processing; ribosomal small subunit assembly. Gene Ontology annotation, molecular function: RNA binding. The transcript has 7 exons. NCBI's taxonomy places the organism in Eukaryota, Metazoa, Cnidaria, Anthozoa, Actiniaria, Aiptasiidae. The record is from RefSeq and is a predicted model, not a curated record. The coding region runs from base 18 to 806 and encodes 262 amino acids. Gene Ontology annotation, cellular component: UTP-C complex; CURI complex.
GUCACUCAAAAUACAAGAUGGCGACGGAAAUAGCUGGCUUUCGGACGUUGAGAGUGAAAUUUGAMAAAGAUUGUUCUUCCUAUCAUGUGUUAUACUAUAAAAGACAUACCACAAGAGAAGAAGACACAGCAAGGCCUCCUGACAGAACAUUAUUUGUCGUCAAUGUCCCGCCAUAUUGCGAUAAGGCUUCCUUAAGAAGAUUAUUUGGUAAAUGUGGCGACGUUAAAAGUGUGUUUCUUAUGAAACAGCCUGGAAAAGCCAAGAAUGCCAAGAAAUCGACUGUAAUCCGUGGAAAUCAAGAGAUAAAAGGUUUUAAAGUCUGUUAUGUUGUAUUCAAAUCACCAUCAUCAGUGGACGGAGCAAUGGCGUUAGAUGGUAAAGAAGAGCAAGUCUUGUCUGACGAUGAUAAACCAAURCAGACAGGAAUGGAAAAAUGGUGCCAAGAAUAUUCAUUCCAAUAUCCAAAUCUAGCAAGGAUUCGGGAUGAAGCWGACAAAUUUAUGGCUAUUUUUGACCAGGAACAGGAGAAGGCUAAAUUAGCAGAGGAGGAGUCAAGAGGUCAACCUGAUGAAGAUGGUUGGAUAACAGUAGGCAAAGGAGGACGAAAGCCUGCAGCUUCUCAAAUGGAUGUUGCUGAUAUAAAGGAAAAGAAAAAGAAGAAAAAACAGCAGGGGGUGGUAAACUUUUAUCAGUUUCAACAAAGAGAAACAAGAAGAGAACAUAUUGCACAAUUAAGGAAAAAGUUUGAAGAGGAUAAGAAAAAAAUUGCAGACUUGAAAGCAGCAAGAAAAUUCAAACCAUAUUAAACAAUUUUUUAAAG